AUGGAACUAAAGAGAGAAGGAUAUCUAAAAGGUAUUAAAUUAAUCAUUAAUUUUUACAUAAAUAUAGACCAAAUUACUAAAUUAUUUGAUUUAAAAUGGUGAGCCUUUGUUGUCCUAUCAACAGAAUAAGCUAUUUCUAAAUUUUUUGAAAUAUACUUUAACUUAAUAGUCUAUAUAUAGGAUAUAUUAAGGAGUAGUCUACAAAUUUUAAUAUCUUUGUGA
Paramecium octaurelia is the source of this 222-nucleotide messenger RNA. The record is from the annotation of a GenBank genome assembly. Lineage: Eukaryota; Ciliophora; Oligohymenophorea; Peniculida; Parameciidae.